Molecule: messenger RNA, 3725 nt
Organism: Colossoma macropomum (tambaqui)
Lineage: Eukaryota; Metazoa; Chordata; Actinopteri; Characiformes; Serrasalmidae
Exons: 8
Coding region: 105-1391 (428 amino acids)
Molecular function (GO): protein binding
Source: RefSeq, a predicted model, not a curated record
UCUUAUACUGUGGUCGUGUUAUCUUUUCGACCUCCAUCCUGGGGAAGCAGUGUGAUCAUUUGGCUAAAACGUUCCAUUCCCGUGGGUUUGGCGUACUUGUGGUGAUGCCAGCUGCUCUCUCAGCCCUCGGCCUGCUCUGUGUGAUGCUGAGAGUGGGGCCCUCUUUCUCGUCCUGCACUCCCAGUGUGAGCACACUGGAUUUAGGCUGUCAUCUACAGUGGAACUGUUCUGAUGUGAGCUCCAGCACGACCUUCACCGUCCAGACGAUGGCUCAAGGGGAAGAGUGGCAGAAUGUGUCUGAGUGUUUCCAGAUCUCCUCCUACAGCUGUGAUGUGUCUCAGGCUUUCACAGACUUUGUUGUCUUUAACUUAAUCAGACUGGAAAUCAACCAUGGACAUGGAGAGAUUCAGCGGACCUCAACACAGCUCUGCGACCCCCUCAAAGACUCAGAUGCAAGGUUCAGCCCUCCCUCUGUCUCCGUCUCUCUGAAGGAGCGCAGGCUGCAGGUAGAGGUGGCUUUGCCUUGUGCUCCUCCUGUGGCCUGUGAAAGCGUGGAAGAGGAAGAGGAAGAUGACAAAAACACAGCUCUGAGCUGCUGUCCCCUCACCCACUUCCUCAAACCCAAUAUCACAGUGACGCUUUACAACAAACACGAUACAGCUGAUACUCAGACUCUCACUAGGGUGUUUGAGAGGAGUCAGGAGAGUCUGGAGUUUGGUUCGCUGGUGGCGGGUCAGGAAUACUGCGCUGUGGCCCGCUUUGCUUCCUCACCCCCCUCUGACCCGCAGUGUGUUCAUGUCUCAUCAGCAGAAAGCCUGUACCUAGCGGCGCUGUGUGGGGUGCUCAUUGCUCUUCUUCUCAUUGCAGUGUGCGUACUGGGGAGACAGUGUGCGUCAUCAGACACCCGACUCCCAAAAUCUCUGAUGUCUCUACAGAAUAUGGAUCAUGAGUCCCCAUUUGUGGGUGAAUUUGAGCAAGCAGCACCAGAAGAUGAAGAGAACUCAGUGGUUCUCCUGUCCAUUGUACCAUUCUCCAACCUGUCUACUCUUUCAGAGACCCAGUUGACCCGUUCCCACUCCCACAGUCUUGGGAAUGGGUAUUACGCUUCACCCAUUCUGCAGCACCAGGCUUUUGAUGAAGACGGAGAUGGGGGGUCUAACGUGGAAACGGAUGGAGGUGCAUCUCCAGAUCAUUAUCCAGGGCAUCUAUGGCCGUCAGAUCAAACUCACACAACAGGCCCAGCAUGUUCACAGGAAGCCUCUCCUCAUCAGGGUGAUUCAUGCAUCCCUUUGAGCUCUGUGAGAGUAGCCGGGGCUCAGAAAGAAGAGAUGGAGCUGGAUGACUUCCCCAAAAUACUUAUGAAAGUGAACAUUCGUGGUGGUUCACCGUGAGUGGCUGAUGGAGAUCAUGGAAAAUGGAAAAUGAACUUAAUGAUGUCUUUCCAUAUCAAACUUGGAUGGGCAUUGGCUUGAUCCAGGCCAUACUGAAAGAACAGUAAACAGGUCCAGUCUAUCUGCACAGGAUCACCGUCUCCCAUUAUAUGAAUGGAUGGCUCUUACCCUUUCUCAUGAAGGAGACGGAGAAGGAGGAUUUCUCUGGUAUAAAAAUGCAUUCAGAUUCUUGAAUCUGAAGGUGGUAAUUGAACUGCUUUGAUUUUUGAAACUAAAAAUCAGUAAAGUUUGCUCACAUUUUAAGACAAAAUUACAAGUCUCAGGCUAUUUUCAAAAGCCAAAAUCCAACAUUUGGUGUGUUGUGUGAUCCAUAUUCCACUAGUCUAUAUUCCACUACUAAACAGUUUGUGUACUGACUGUAUGUUUUUUGUUAAAUAAUUAUAAAUAACACCCAAAUAAUAGAGAUGAAUCACAUCAUGAAUUUUUGAGAUUUCAUGAUGGCUUGAAUAAUCUAAAGAAUCGGAAUAAAAUAGGGUGGUUUUAAAGUCAGAGAUUUACUCCUUUUCUCAGUAAUGCCUUCUAGUCCCAUUUUCUCUGUAUCUUUUAAUAUUUAACAAUUUUUGGAAGCUCUGCCUCCCCCCACUUAUUUUAUCUGUCUAGGUAACUUAUAUCUAAUAUCCAAUUUAAAGAUAUAUAAUUUCCUCAGAAAUAUUAUCAGCAAAAUGAAUAAUGCUUUGACUGGAAAUUAAAUAAAUGAAGUGUGGUCACUGACUUCUCCACAGUACAGUGUAGAAACCAUAAUGACUCAAAGAACCAUUUGACUGUUUAAAUGGUUCUUCUUCGUGAUCGUAACCUGUUGUAUAUGGUUCAGUCAGGUCAAAUAACCUUUUCUUGGAACUAAAGCUACUUUUUGCUAAAAGUGUACACGUUUCACAGAAUACUGAUUGUGAGCUAAACCUUCCAUCAUAUAUGACCAUCAGUCUGUUUUGUGUAGUUGGGAGUUGGGUCAUGACCUUGUACAUAUGGAGUCAUUUUCUGCUUACUGUGUAUGUGUCAGCUCAGUAUGUUUUAUGUAAGAAUAAAUCAAAUAAAUGGUAAAUGGAAAGGCCCUCGAUCUGUUGGACACUGUUAAUGGACUCCAGAUUUGCUGUUGGUUUUGGGAUACCCCCAUACAGCUGUGUGACUCAUUUCUGUAGGCUGCUAUAAAUUCUCUCCCCUUGGGUUCGAACCCCCCCGUGAACUCAAACGUUCUCAUGGGCAAACAUUAGCGGGGGGGGCAUACACUCUUUUGGAUUUCUAUAGCUUGUGUUUUUUUCCCCAUCUUUCAACUCACUGACUCAACAUUGCCUGUCAUGGCUUCGUUUUCUGUGGCCCAUGUAGCGCAAUUCACCUAACGUGUGCACUUUUUUGCUAAAUCUGGUCUGAAAACCAGAAUAGGCUCUGAAGAGCAAGCGGGUUUUGAGAAACUGUGCAUUUUUGGCUUUAAUUAUGAUUGUCCUGUUGUGUAUUUUGCCCCCCACUAAACUGUUUGACUUCUGGGUGCAUUGAACUUUUCAAGGUUUUUGAGCUCAAAUUGCUCUUUGGUUUCUGCUCCAUUUCAUGCUGAUUAAUCCAGUGGAAAACAUCAGCUGAUUUGCUGCUCUGUCGUUUGGCAGUAAGGGGUUUUAUGGUUUUAUGCCACUAUGACCUUUGUGAUGAAGCCUGCAGCAAAUUAUUCCACCAGCAGAUUAAAGUAUGCAAUGUGUAAAUCAAAAAUGGAGAUGCCAAAUCUCACGACACUAAAGACCGGUGUUUUAAAUGUCAAGUUUCAAGUUGACCAAAUUCAAAGGCAGGAGAGCGAUAGAGAGAGGAAACAAGCGCUGCUUUAAUAAAGCCACAACCCACAGGCCUGAAAAACACCCGAUGACAAACGAGAGAACAACUGCAAAACAAGUGUAAGUAACAGAAAGAAGGUAGGGGGGAUGCCCUGAAUCUGAAGGAUUUAUAUUAAUUUGAUGAUGUUUACUAAUGUGCAGCUCUGUUUAACACUUGAUGUGGCUUUUUUCAGCGCAUACACUGAAAAGACAAAUACAGUUUGACUAAUUUUACAGGUCUAGAUGUCACCUGUUGAGUCUGUGGGUUUUCUGGGUAAAGUGUGGAGCUUUUUUCUGAUUUUUUUCUUUUUGUUUUUUUAACUAUAAUACACUUCGUGAAUCAAUGUGUAUGUUUUCCUAUCAUGUAAACAGUGUGUUUAGCCACACUGUCCCUUCAAUAUAGAGUAUAUUAGGUAUAAUUCAUUUAUUCUUUUGUUGUAUGUUCUAGGGUAAGGUGAUUAAUAAAAUUGAGUACCAAAAC